Molecule: messenger RNA, 1170 nt
Organism: Lactuca saligna
Lineage: Eukaryota; Viridiplantae; Streptophyta; Magnoliopsida; Asterales; Asteraceae
Source: the annotation of a GenBank genome assembly
AUGAAACAAAACCGCAAGGGUACGAAAUUUGUAUUCCAAGGAAAGUACCCACUGGAGAAGUUUGGCCAGUUUGCAAAGAUUAGUGAAGUAUCUGAGUCUGAAAGCUCCUCAGACAAUGAAGAUGAUGUUAUUGCUACUUCUGAGAAUGAAGAAGACCCAGUUCCGCCCGUUGCAAUUGUUGCCGAGGAAUACGCAGUACCGAUGACUAAUGUGGAGGUAAAUGAUGAUGAUGAGGCAAUUGAUGAUGAUGAAGGUGAAGAUGCGAUGAAUCUAUGUGAUGAUGUACUUGACUUUGAUGAUGAUGAAGGUGAUGAUUUCAGGCCAAGUAGUCAGGAACUAAAUGCAUUAUUUGAUGAUGUCCAUGAUGUUGUACAACCUAUAAUGGAGACUGAGGGACUUAGUAAUGUUGUUAAGCCUCCAAUAAAAUGGAGAAGAGUCGAUCCAAGGCAGGGAGUCCUGAUUAGGGAACAAGCUUCGUCGACCCAACACGUGCAUGUUGUGAAUGAAGGACCAAGUGUUAUACGAUCUUUCUUUGAAACUGGCGAGAGCUCUUCAGCUCCUAAUAGCUCUUCAACUCCUCCACCCUCACACGAUGUAGCCUCCGAGCAGAUGGCAAGAUUUUUGGCUCGUGAGGAUGUUGAUUAUGCACCAAGGGGGAAGGGUAUAUCUAUAGGUGCAGAGAGCUCAAACAAAGAAGAAGGAACAAUUUUUGAGCUAAAGGAGGAGAUCGGAAUUCUAAAUCAAAAGCUUAUCGAGAAGGAUGUUUCGAUAGGAAAUGUUGACCUAAACCUUGGUGCCUUGACUGCUGUGUACUUCGACCUGAAAAACAAGCUAAUUAGAGAAUUUGGCGACAAGUUCAAGACACGGGUCGUAGAACCAAAUGCAGCAGAAGCUUCUCAUUGUGCUCAUUACCAAGCUACUCACGAUCCUCUUGUUAACCCUCCACCUGUCAGAACCACAAGAAUUCUUGACCGAUUUGAGAGUGAACCGGAUCAAGCCAAUCCAAGAGUUAUUCUAAAAGAAGCUCAGAAACAGGUAUAUUCACAAAAGAAAGGGAAGUGGCAAUUCAUUAAAACUUCAUAUCAAAAUGUUCGUGGAAACCAGCCCCAACUGACUGUAACUGAGCUUGGAAAGAAGCGGUUCAGAGAUAAGUACGGUGACCGGUCAUGA